Molecule: messenger RNA, 5109 nt
Organism: Entelurus aequoreus (snake pipefish)
Lineage: Eukaryota; Metazoa; Chordata; Actinopteri; Syngnathiformes; Syngnathidae
Product: ATP-binding cassette sub-family D member 2-like
Exons: 10
Coding region: 150-2333 (727 amino acids)
Biological process (GO): peroxisome organization; very long-chain fatty acid catabolic process; long-chain fatty acid import into peroxisome
Cellular component (GO): peroxisomal membrane
Molecular function (GO): ABC-type transporter activity; ATP binding; long-chain fatty acid transmembrane transporter activity
Source: RefSeq, a predicted model, not a curated record
UUUCCCCCUAACGGCCGCCUUAAAAGCUUCAGAGAGAAGCAGGAUGUAGGACCGUUACACAUCAACAUGGCCCUCCAAGGUCCGUUCUCUCUUCUCAUGUCGACGGUUUAGGGGAUAGGUGUUGGCGGGGAUAGCCUGACGUCUUGAAAAUGUCGACCAUCCUGGAUGCGGCGUCCAAGGCGAAAUGGAACCACAGGAUAGCCAAGCGAGCCGUGUGUGUGGUGGCUGCUGCCUACGCUGUCAAAACAUUGUACCCUAUCAUCUACAGGCAAGUUUGCAAAAAUAAACCGACUGAAAACGGUGCUACAUGUCCGGUCAUAUCGCGUAAAGAUGUUACGGAUCCGUCAAAGACGUCCCCUGGGGUCAACGCCGAAUUCUUCAAGCAGAUGCUCGAACUUGCUAAAAUCCUCUUCCCCAAACUAGUGUCCAAAGAGAUCGGCUUACUCUCCUUGCAUUCAGUGGCGCUCGUUUCCAGGACCUUUUUGUCUAUAUACGUUGCCAGCUUGGAUGGGAAGAUUGUUAAAAGCAUCGUGGAGAAGCAACCCAAGAGCUUCAUCAUCCAGCUGAUCAAAUGGCUCCUCAUCGCCAUCCCUGCCACCUUCGUCAACAGCGCCAUCCGCUUCUUGGAGUGCAAGCUGGCGCUGGCCUUCCGCACCCGGCUGGUGCACCAUGCCUACAAGACCUACUUCACAGACCAGACCUACUACAAAGUCAGCAACAUGGACGGGAGGCUCUCCAACCCGGACCAGUCGCUCACAGAAGAUGUCCUCAUGUUCUCCCAGUCUGUGGCCCAUCUUUACUCCAACCUCACGAAGCCCAUCCUGGAUGUGGUGCUCACUUCUUACACGCUCAUCCAGACCGCUCGGUCCAGGGGAGCCAACGCCAGUGGACCUACGCUACUGGCCGGCCUGGUGGUCUUCGCCACCGCUAAGGUUCUUCGGGCUUGCUCGCCUAGAUUUGGCAAGCUGGUGGCCGAGGAGGCUCACAGGAAGGGCUAUUUGCGCUAUGUGCACUCCAGGAUUAUCGCCAACGCAGAGGAAAUAGCCUUCUACAGGGGCCAUAAGGUGGAGAUGCGUCAGCUCCAAAAGUGCUACCGCGCCCUGGCGGAACAGAUGAACCUGAUCCUCUCCAAGCGUCUGUGGUACAUCAUGAUCGAGCAGUUCCUCAUGAAGUACGUGUGGAGCAGCUGUGGCCUCGUCAUGGUGGCUGUGCCCAUCAUCACGGGCACCGGAUUCGCAGACAACGAAACAGCUGAUGGUCGCAAACACCUGAUGGUGAGCGAGAGGACGGAGGCUUUCACCACCGCACGCAACCUUCUCGCCUCGGGAGCGGACGCCAUCGAGAGGAUUAUGUCAUCCUACAAAGAGAUCACAGAGCUGGCAGGCUACACGGCGCGGGUCCACAACAUGUUUGUGGUGUUCCAGGACGUCCAGAGGGGCGUCUACAAGCGCUCCUCUCUCACGGCCGCUACGGGAGGGGAGAAGAAGAGCAAGCCCGAGAUGCACAUUGACGGACCACUGGAGAUCAAGGGGGAAGUAAUCGACGUGGAUAACGGCAUCGUGUGUGAAAACGUCCCGAUCAUCACGCCUAACGGCGACGUGGUCGUGUCAAGUCUCAAUGUCAAGGUGGAAGAGGGAAUGCACCUAUUGAUCACCGGACCGAACGGCUGCGGUAAAAGCUCCCUCUUUCGUAUCCUCAGCGGUUUGUGGCCUGUGUACGGCGGGCGCCUCCAUAAACCGUCUCCUCAGCAUAUGUUCUACAUCCCUCAGAGGCCCUACAUGUCCAUGGGCUCCCUACGCGACCAGGUCAUCUAUCCAGAUUCAGUGGAAGACAUGGCCGCCAGAGGCCUCAACGACAAGGACAUGGAGGCCAUCUUGGACAUUGUCAACCUCAACCACAUUGUCACCAGGGAGGGAGGCUGGGAUGUCGAACUGGACUGGAAGGACGUGUUGUCUGGAGGCGAGAAGCAACGGAUGGGCAUGGCACGCAUGUUCUAUCACAAGCCUAAAUACGCCCUGUUGGACGAGUGCACCAGCGCUGUGAGCAUCGACGUGGAGGGCAAGAUUUUCCAGGCCGCCAAGGACGCCGGCAUCUCCUUGCUCUCCAUCACGCACAGACCUUCGCUAUGGAAGUACCACACGCACCUGCUGCAGUUCGACGGCGAGGGCGGCUGGCGCUUCGAGCAGCUGGACACGGCCACGCGCCUCUCGCUCACCGAAGAGAAGCAGCGCCUGGAGAGCCAGCUGGCCGGCAUCCCCGAGAUGCAGCAGCGCCUCAACGAGCUCUGCAAGAUCCUGGGCGACGACUCGGUGCUCAGAACAGCCGAGCAGUGAGGGUAGGGGGAGGGAGGGUGAAAAGGGGAGUAGCUUUCCUCUGCCCCCCCACACACACUUAUUUUAUAUUAUUUUCCAAUUAUGCGAGCGUAUUAUAUCAAAAAUCCUCCAUUUUAAGCAGCAAAAAUAAGAAGCACAUUUUGUCAACUUGCUUGACAUUUAUAACAAAAUGUGAUUUUGUUGAACAGAUUUUUAAUUGAUUUAACUUUAAUAUUAAUUUAUUUUAAGUAGCACUUUAUUCUACCUGUGGUAUUUUAAAUAGUUUAAUAUACAGUUAUUACUAAAUUAAGCAGUAUUUCAGCAGUUUCUUCUUUAUUUCGAUUCUAUCAUGCUAAAUUUGUUCGUCUUUUUUAAUGUCACGGCAUGCCUUUUUUUUGUGCAGAAUGAAAUUCUUUAAUGAUGUCUUAGCCCGUUUCUUUCCCCGAGCAGCUGCCUUUUUCCAGUUUUUGCCUCAGGCUGCAAGCCCACUCAGACUUACAGAAUAAAUCAUCUAAAAAGUCUAUUAUUGGAGCGAUUAGUGAUGCAGGUCUGGCCCCGAAAACUGAAGGCUUUCUUGGUUUCCCGAGCAAACACAAUGAGCUAAAGAGGCCCCAUCUGCGGAGCAAGCAGCUGACCCUGGGGGUCAUGUGACCACACAAUUAGCUGGUCUUCUAGAGGUUGCACCUUUUCAACAUUUUGGUAUGGUACAGCCUUAUUUCAAAGUGGAAUAAAUUCACUUUUUGUCCUCACACUUCCACACACAAUACCCCAUAAUGACAAUGAGAAAAAGUGUGAUUUCUUUGUUUUUUAUUUUCAAUACAUUUGCAAAAAGCUGUCAAAAACGUUUUCACAUUGUCAUUAUGGGGAUUGUGUGUAGAAUUAUGAGGACAAAAAAAUUUGGAAUUAGGCUGUAACAUAAUAAAAUGUGGAAAAGGUGACGUGCUAUGAAUACUUUAUGGAUGCACUGUAUGUCAUAAUCCCACAUGACAGUUUGGACAAGGUUUAUUACUUUCCUAUGUUUAGAGUAACUUCCUGUCCUGGUGCUCUUGUUUUGUUAGUAUUUCCUGUUUGAUCUCUGUGUUUUAAAGCACUUUUAUUUUCUGUUCCUUGCCCUGCCAGCACACCUGUUCCUCAUUGAUUCAUUCCAUUUAAGUUUCACCUGGUUCCCUCUUUCAGGGCUGGAUCAUCAUACUCCAUAGGCUGUUUAUUGUGCUUGGUUCCUGCAUAACCUUCCCUAUGCUUCUGGUGCACUUCCCAGCUGCACCAUAGCUUUUGUUUUGUCAUUACAUAUACUUAAACCUGCACACCGGCUCCUGCGCCCGCAUCUCGGGGUCACAAACACUGCGACGAUGCGCAUCCGUAACAGAAUGAUCCAGCCAUGAAAGAGAGAACCAGCUGGAAUUAAAUGGAAGUAAUUAACAGUGAGGAACAUGUGUGCUGGUACGACAGGGAACAGAAAAUGAAGGUGAUUCAAAACACAAGGGACCAAACAGGAAAUACUGACAAAACAAGAGCACCAAGACAAGAAGUGAAACUAAACACAGUCCAGACUGUCAUGUGGGGUCAUGACAGGUUAUCCUGGUCAUAUUUUAGUUUUAUAAUAAUUAAAAAAUAACUAAUAAUAUACAUAAAUAAAAUAGAAAUAAUUUAAUUAUAUAUACAAUUAUUAUAAUUGAAAGCUGAUCAUGAACUAGGACGACAGCAAAACCCAACAGCGCCAAAUCCUGCACCUUUCACAUCAAGAUUCUAUGAAAUGAAGUAAAACGUCGGGCCAGAACAUCAUUGUUCACCUCUUCUGUAAGCGGAGGUUGCAAUACUGCAAAAUGUUUGUUACGUUAUUUUGUCCGAAACUGACUUGAGGACGCGUUGGGAGUGCCGCAGUAAAUUUGAGCCCUUUUUCCCGCAGCAACACAAGGGCUGAGGCUCAGCUAGAAUGCCGUAAACAAAAAUAUUAAUGUCAUGUUGCUGUUUAUUUUACUACUUUUAAAAAUGAAUUUUCCCAGUGAAAUGAGUGAAAAAGUUCAACCGGUGGAACAAAAAAGUGUGACAAAUAUGCUGCCCCGCUCAGGAAACUGGCUGCUACUGACAUACACACAAGUUUCUCCCACAAAAUGUGACUUUUACUCGCCUUUUAAUCAACGCGUAAUCACAUGAUGUCAUGCUGUAUUGUAUGAGGGUUAUUACCUUGUUCAGCUGGAGCAUCCGUAGUUGCCAUGGCGACACCAUUCACAUCUUGUUAGUCAGACUCUAUUGACAGGAGGCUGAAGGAGCCUCUGGAUGACAUGGAGUCUUGAGGGAAUACUGGGGAAUCUUUCCACACGCACACAAAAAAAGCCCACCGCCGCCGGCCUAAUUAACCUCAUGACAAACAUUCGUCCUAACGUCCUAGUUGUGACGGACAUGAUGUUUUGUUGCAUGCAUCUUCCCUGUUCUGUGCAGCUUUAGAAGACAAGUCCGGAUCUUUUUGCAGUGACAAUAACAAUGGGAUGACAUCCUUACUGGCGUCCCAUGUUUAAGUGGAACAUCGAAUGUAUCUACAAUGUGCAAAUGCUCGGACAAUUUGGACAAUUCUCUGUUCCGCGUGCAUGUAGUGUUGAUUUAACACAACCAUAGUCCGUUACGUAGAUGUCAUUUAGUGGAAACGAGAGCAGGGAAUGUCCACGUAUAAUCUUACUUUGCAGUACUGUUACAUUAUAUGACCUUCUUAAUGUGCAUGGGUUGGCGUGUGUGCGAGUUCAUCCUACAAACAAGAGUGAAGAUGUAUUUUCUUGUAAAUAAAAGCAUUUUAUGCAAAUAA